Molecule: messenger RNA, 1162 nt
Organism: Colletotrichum destructivum
Lineage: Eukaryota; Fungi; Ascomycota; Sordariomycetes; Glomerellales; Glomerellaceae
Exons: 2
Coding region: 266-598 (110 amino acids)
Biological process (GO): protein insertion into mitochondrial outer membrane; mitochondrial outer membrane translocase complex assembly
Cellular component (GO): mitochondrial outer membrane
Source: RefSeq, a predicted model, not a curated record
UGGCUUCAAUCAUCGGAGGCAUCGCGGUCAUUGAUUCAACCCCUCCCCCCGCGAACGCCCAUCCGGUAGAUCGUCCUGCAUUGCCGACGGCUACGAACAUCGAAUCACGCCUUCAGGUUGUAUAGCCUGUCGACCACCGUGAAAUAAGACACCGAAAUCCGUUCCCGAUAUCCCUCCCUUUUUCUCUCCCCGGCUCGUCGAACGCAUACCCCAAGCUCAACAGCCGAGCGCCGGCCAAACAGUCGACGUCGCCUUUUUCUCCGACAUGAUGGCGUCUACCGACUCCUUUGUCCUCCACGACGACGUCUCUCCUUCCUCCGACAACGAUGAGCUCGACUCGCUUCCCUCAAUAUCCAGCAGUGUGCUAGACUCCGAAGAUGAAUCAGACGCCCAGGAGGAAUGGGAGCGCAGUCUCGAGCAGAUCCAAUUACUGCUGACCAUGGUCAUUGUGCCGUUCGCCGGCAAAUACUUUGGCCGAAAGUUCGCAUACUGGAGCUGGUCACGGUACAUGGAAUGGAUGCACAACGUUGAGGUGCGGUGGACGAACAAGGGCGCCUUCAAGGCUGCCGGAGCGGCAGAGGCUGCGGCAACAUUAUAAGAGAUGUAUCAAGACCUGCAGGUCCGGCCACCAACGCGUGGUCUUUGCAUCAUUGAACCAGAGGCAUCGAUACAAUGCUCGGCGUGUAUAUAUAAUUUUGGCGUUGAGGAAAGCCGUCAUAGAAAACAGGGCGGCACUUAAAGAGGUGAGGCAUCUAGCCUGACCACAUAGAUUUGAAUAUUUACGUUUGUCUUACCUACUUCAGCCUCGAGAAGCAUGUGCGGCUGUGUUUUCUGUGCCUACAACAUUGACACUCCCAUCACAUUUGGAUGAUGCAUCAAAUGGCCAUUGGCAUAUGCUUCAAGGUUUCCGGCCAAGUGCAAACCAGAUCUUGUACGUAGUAGUAUCAAUUCGCAGUGUUGUACUACAUGAAGUUGUUCAUAGCCCUACGGCUAUUUACCGCAGCUUCCAAAGCAGUGUAAUUGUAAGCCCCGCCGUACCCAUAGCAGCUUAUCCAUGUCAUCCCAUAUUCCGUAUCCCAUACUCUGUAUGCCAUAUCCUAUCAUUCAUUACUACCACAUGUCGUGAAAGGUAAAAACAGCCUGCCGCCAACGCCGUUGUACC